Messenger RNA from Staurois parvus, 624 nucleotides. The record is from the annotation of a GenBank genome assembly. Lineage: Eukaryota; Metazoa; Chordata; Amphibia; Anura; Ranidae.
AUGCCUGUACUCGGCCUGAUGCCUGUACGCGGCCUGAUGCCUCUACUCGUCCUGAAGUCUCUACUCAGCCUGAUGCCUGUACUCAGCCUGAUGCCUCUACUCAGCCUGAUGCCUCAUGAUGAACUGAUCCAGCCUGACGAUCCUAUUAGGCCAGUUGACUCGAUGCCCGCUGUUGAUCCAGAUGAUCCGGUACCUGAUCCGGUGCCCGCUGUCGUGCCAAUUGACUCAGAGCCCGCUGUCGUACCUGGUGACUCGGUGCCCACUGCCGUACCCGCUGGCGAGCCAAAUGACCUGAUGCCUGGUGACCCAGUGCCCGCUGUCAUACCUGGUGACCCGAUGCCCGCUGUCGAGCCAGACGAUCUAAUGCCUGAUGACGCGGUGCCCGCUGGCAAGCCAAAUGACCUGAUGCCUGGUGACCCAGUGCCCGCUGUCAUACCUGGUGACCCGAUGCCCGCUGUCGAGCCAGACAACCCGGUACCUGAUGACCCGGUGCCCACUGUCGUGCCUGUUGACUCGGAGCCCACUGCCUUGCCAGAUGACGCGGUGCCCGCUGUCGAGCCAAAUGACCUGAUGCCUGGUGACCCGAUGCCCGCUGUCCAGCCAGACGAUUCAAUGUCUGCCCCA